Molecule: messenger RNA, 306 nt
Organism: Caenorhabditis briggsae
Lineage: Eukaryota; Metazoa; Nematoda; Chromadorea; Rhabditida; Rhabditidae
Gene: Cbr-pen-2
Product: Protein CBR-PEN-2
Exons: 3
Coding region: 1-306 (101 amino acids)
Biological process (GO): Notch receptor processing
Cellular component (GO): gamma-secretase complex
Source: RefSeq, a predicted model, not a curated record
AUGGACAUUUCGAAGCUUACCGAUGUUAAAAAAGUAGAUUUAUGCAAAAAAUAUUUUCUAAUUGGAGCAUGUUUCUUGCCGCUUAUAUGGGUUGUCAACUCAUUUUGGUUUUUCUCUGAUGCUUUCUGUAAACCGGUCAACAAUCAUCGGCGCCAAAUUCGAAAAUAUGUGAUUGGUAGCAUUAUCGGAUCGAUAUUCUGGAUUAUUGUCCUCUGUUCUUGGGAGAUCUUCUUUCAAUACUAUCGCUCUCAAGGACUCGUCUGGACCGACUUCCUCACUUUCGUGUUUCCCACUGGAAGAGUCUGA